GGCAGAAAGAAGUCGUAGGAUUUGCAGGAUUGGGAAACAUGGGAACAUCCAUGGCAACAAACCUGCUGGAAUUCCUCAGCAAAUUGUCACCUGAUGACCCUUUCGAACGACAGCUACACGUCCAUAACCGUACCCAGUCAAAGACUGACAAGCUGGUCAGCCAGGGCGCUGUUCUUGCCCCCAGCGUCGCCGAUCUCGCGAGCGCAUGCACAAUAGUGUUCUCCAUGCUGCUGAAUGAUGCAGCCGUGACAUCCACCGUGGAAGCCUUCUUGUCAGCAGAUCCAAAGCCUGGCACAGUUUUUGUUGACUGCAGCACCGUCUAUCCCAAUCUUUCCGAAGAUCUGUCCCAUAAGGCGGCUGAGAAGGGGGUGUUGUAUCUGACCUCCCCUAUCUUUGGCCGGCCAGACGCUGUGUUGGCGCACAGAGGGCUCCUGGUCUCUGCCGGGGACCCUGCCGCCAGAGAACGGGUGAGGCCGCUGCUGGAGGCGAUAGGCCAGGGCAUUCUGGACUGUGGGGAUGACCCGCGUGCGGGGAGCGCCAUGAAGCUGGUUGGAAACUUUUUCAUCUCUUCCUGGAUCGAGCUGGCCGCGGAGGGCAUGACCCUGGGCGAGAAGAACGGCGUUGCCCGGGAGACCGUCCUCGACUUCAUCACCCGCCUCUUCCCGGGCUUCAUUACGACAGGGUACGCAAAGGCGCUGGUGGCAGACAAGUUCACGCCGACGCCAGAGGAUCCCGGCUUCAACCUGGAGGGGGGCAUGAAGGACGUGGGCCACAUGCAGCGGCUGGGCCGCGAGUCUGGAGCGCCGCUGCCUGUCGCAGACAUUGUGCAGGAGCACAUGCAGCAGGUCAAGAACAUGGGCGGGGCCGGUCUGGACUGGAGCAGCCUUUCGCUGGCCGUCAGGAAAGAGGCCGGCCUGCCGCUCAGCCACCUGCAGUGAGUGCGCGCGCAUCUAUUGAAACUCAUAACGCCAUAACAUCACUCGUUCGGCUAGCUCUAUCGAAUUCUCCAGACGAUAUUCACUUAGUCAUUGCAAUAUAAAAAUAACAAGGGAGAAAAAUCCUCUCUGUGGUCCUUUGCUAGUCAGUCUAAGAAGAACCAUGCUUUGGAACUUUAUCUGCAGAAAUGUGCAGGUAGUUUGUAAUAUCCGGUGCUCGUGAGGCUUGUGACAUCCGUCUCCGACGCUCGUAAGGUUUUCAAGUGUUUCACCUUGCCCGUGUUUAAAUUUAAAAACAGAUACCAGACUUUGACCAAAUACAUGAUGCAUCUUCUCUUCAGCACCAGUAGGACAUAAAUCACUGAUGAAGUCCACCGUCAAUUGCCACAAGGCCCAACACAUCCAAUUAUGGAGCGCGUCCACAUCAAACCGCCUUGUACAAUUUAAACCUGAUCUUUUCCCUGCCACCGAAACGCGCUAAGAAAGAUGGUCCCUAGAACUGGUGAGACUGAUGCACGUCCACAAAUGCGCGCAGCUCUGCCUUCAUGCGCCGGCCGACCUCUGAGCCCAGCAACCCGCGCCCGUGCUCCGGAGGUUCCAUGGCUUUGUGCGCAGACUCUAUCAGUGCGCCCACUCUGCUGUGCAAUAGCUGCGCAUCGGCCGGCAGAAUGGCGCCCUCUGCUGCCAAGCCCUCUGCUGCCUCCGCCAGAUAUGCGCGGAGCCGCAGCAGCUGCGCUCGCGGGUCCGGGUGCCCGGCUGGCGCCAUGACCUCCAUGAGGUUGCAC
Coccomyxa subellipsoidea C-169 is the source of this 1720-nucleotide messenger RNA. Its product is annotated as 3-hydroxyisobutyrate dehydrogenase family protein. The record is from RefSeq and is a predicted model, not a curated record. Gene Ontology annotation, molecular function: oxidoreductase activity, acting on the CH-OH group of donors, NAD or NADP as acceptor; NADP binding; NAD binding. NCBI's taxonomy places the organism in Eukaryota, Viridiplantae, Chlorophyta, Trebouxiophyceae, Coccomyxaceae. The transcript is spliced from 6 exons. The coding region runs from base 39 to 938 and encodes 299 amino acids.